AUUAUAUUUGUCAAAAAAAAAAAAAGUCAAAAAAUGUCUGCUCCUUCUUCAAAGAUUUGCAUGAAUGGAUUGUGUGGAACUAAAUCCACUCCACAAUGGAAGAGAGGUUGGCCCAUGAAAGCCGGUGGUUUUGCUACUCUUUGCUAUUCUUGCGGAACUGCCUAUGAUCAUGUAAACUACUGUGAAAGAUUCCAUCUGAAUGAACCUGGUUGGAGGGAAUGCAAGUACUGUGACAAGCCUAUUCACUGUGGAUGCGUUGUUUCAAAGUAUCUUCAUGAAUGCCUCGAUUUGGGAGGAAUAUCAUGUAUAAAAUGCAUAAGAGCUAGGGGAACACAGGCUUUGAAACCAUUACAGAGCUACACUAAUGAGCGUCCUAAUGGGUUCGUUCCAUUUUCUGGCACUUGGCAACCCGUCAUUGGCAACCGAAUUAAUAAUGGUGCUACCAUUGAUAAGGGAAAAAUCACACAUUUAACUGAAGCUCACCAACCCUUACCUUCUAAUCCAUCCAUCGGUCACCAAAUCAAACAAGAUGAAAACCGUCUUUCUUCUAGUAAAGAAGUUGUAACAAUCUUUCCGAAUGCAUCAUCUUUAUUUCCAAAAUCAGAUAAUGGCAGAACCGAUUUAGGUUUUAAAGCUCUAUAUGAAUCAAUGCCUCAACCAGCUAUAAAAUAUUCUAUUGGUAAUGCUUUGGGCACUACAACGUCUUCUGUAAACCCUAAUUCUGUUGGAGGUGUGGAUGGAAGAGAACCUGCAAAAGUUCCCUCUUUCAAGCAAGGGCAGAGGUCGCGCCUUACAUUUUCAAAACCAUCAAAGUCUGGGGUUAAUAUAAAGUCGCAGUCAAAUAAAGGGGUGGUUUCAGAAAACAGAGUUGCAAGACCACCUGCUGAAGGUAAAGGCCGAAGCCAGUUACUUCCAAGGUAUUGGCCAAAGAUGACUGACGAAGAAUUGUUGCAGAUAACUGGGGACUUGAAGUCCAAUUGCACUAUUACUCCAUUAUUUGAGAAGAUUCUGAGUGCAAGUGAUGCUGGUCGAAUUGGUCGGUUGGUGCUGCCUAAGGCAUGUGCCGAAGCAUAUUUCCCUGCUAUUCAUCAAUCAGAAGGUUUGCCAAUAAGAAUUCAGGAUAUAAAGGGGAAAGAGUGGACAUUUCAGUUCCGGUUUUGGCCCAAUAAUAACAGCCGUAUGUAUGUAUUAGAGGGUGUAACUCCUUGUAUACAGAAUAUGCAACUGCAAGCUGGGGACACAGUUAUAUUUAGUCGACUGGAUCCAGGCGAAAAGCUUGUUAUAGGUUGUCGAAAGGCGACGGUUUCUAUUGAUACACAGGAAGGUGAGGCACCAGCUGCUAAUGGUGUUGCCAGUGAUGCUGCCGUUGCUGGGGAAACUUCAGCUGGGAAUGGAAACCCGCCUACAAAAACUGUGGAGAAUGAAGGUGUGACGAAUGGGGAUCAAAAACCAUUGAUCCAAGAAAAGAAGAAGACUCGUAAUAUAGGAUCGAAAAACAAGAGGUUGCUGAUGCAUAACGAAGAUGCCAUGGAGCUGAAGGUCACGUGGGAAGAAGCACAUGAGUUGCUACGCCCGUCCCCUACUUCUAACCCAACUAUCUCCAUGAUCGAAAAUUGCGAAUUUGAAGAAUAUGAUGAGCCACCAGUUUUUGGCAAAAAGACCAUAUUCACAAUGCAUGCAUCUGGGUCACAAGAACAGUGGGGUCAGUGUGAUAGUUGCUCCAAAUGGAGGAGGUUACCUGCCGAUGUUCUUCUCCCUUCAAAGUGGACAUGCUCAGAUAAUGUUUGGGAUAAAGAGAGGUGUUCAUGUUCGGCUCCGGAUGAAAUAAGCAUAAAGGAUUUGGAACGGAUUUUUAAAUCUGCCAAGGAUCCCAAGAAGCGAAAACUUGCAGACGGGAAGGCAGUUGAAGAACAAGAGCCUUCUGGACUAGAUGCAUUAGCUACUGCUGCAGUAUUAGGAGAAAGCAUAGGCGAAUUUGCUGAAACUUCAACAGGUGCCACCACGAAACAUCCCCGUCAUCGUCCUGGAUGCACUUGUAUAGUAUGUAUUCAACCUCCAAGUGGUAAAGGAAAACACAAACCCAAUUGCUUCUGCAAUGUCUGCCUGACAGUCAAACGUCGUUUUAAAACCUUGAUGCUUCGAAAGAAGAAACGGUUGUCGGAUAAGGAGGCAGAAGAUACCCAGAAAGCACUAGCAGCAGCUCUUAAUAAUGGACCAGCAUCGGGAAGCAGAAAUGGUAUCGGGAUUAUUGAUCAGACUGGGAUGGUCGAAGUCGAGGUGGGUGAGAGCAGUAGUAGCAAAGUAGGACAACAGUUGGAUUUGAAUUGUGAUCCGGAUAAGGAUGAAGAAAUGACCCUGGUUGAUGCUAAUGUUUCAGGAUUUACCCCAGGAUGGGAGAAUGUGUUUGCAGGAGUCGUACCCUGUUCGCUAACUAAAACUACAAUUGAAAUCGAUGGACACCCUCAGCCUCCGGUUGAAGGGCAACCUUCGCCUUCUUCGUUGGCCUCUACCCAGCCCCCUGCAGACAAAAACCUACUCCCAGUGGAUGAUGCAGUGGAGCGGGAUAUAGCCGAGAAAGUUGUAGAAGUGUAGAAGAUGAGUGAAUCACACCCCACCCCGGGCAGGGACGGCACCCUGUGACAUCAAUCAGAUUCUAGAUGGUGGAUGUCAGGUUGUGCUUUGAGUUUCUGAUAUAAGUUAAGCUUGUAGUUUUGACUUGGUAGUGUGAUAAAAUCUCAGAGGGUACUGGUUGAGUUUAAAUUUUUUUUUUUUUUUUUUUUUUUAUAAAAAUCUUUUUAUGAUGAAUAUAUGGUUGAAAAUCUGGAAUGGAGGAGAUAUGAUGGUACGAGUGCGAUAUAUGAGGCCAAAAAGUUGGAAUUGAGUCCAUGAGAGAGUGAGUUACAUUAGGUGUAUCUGUUGUUUUUUGUGAAGAGCCUGUAUUUCCUAUGCCGGAUUUACAUGGUCGCUGGCGUAUGCUUGUACAUAUUUGGAAUGUUUUUGUAGCGUAUGUUUUAGUUUCAGAAAGACAAUAUUAUUACUAUUUAUGUUC
This is a messenger RNA of Erigeron canadensis, 3049 nucleotides long. Its product is annotated as B3 domain-containing transcription repressor VAL1. The transcript has 13 exons. Gene Ontology annotation, biological process: regulation of DNA-templated transcription. Bases 34 to 2592 code for a protein of 852 amino acids. The record is from RefSeq and is a predicted model, not a curated record. Lineage: Eukaryota; Viridiplantae; Streptophyta; Magnoliopsida; Asterales; Asteraceae. Gene Ontology annotation, molecular function: DNA binding; zinc ion binding.